This is a messenger RNA of Vigna radiata var. radiata (mung bean), 753 nucleotides long. RefSeq lists its product as uncharacterized. Bases 1 to 753 code for a protein of 250 amino acids. The record is from RefSeq and is a predicted model, not a curated record. Lineage: Eukaryota; Viridiplantae; Streptophyta; Magnoliopsida; Fabales; Fabaceae. The transcript has a single exon.
AUGAAGACAUUCUUCUGCUCUCAAGAUUUAUGGGACAUCAUAGAAGAAGGAUUCACUAUUCCAGAAGACACCUCCACUCUUACUGCAGCUCAAAAGAAGGAGUUGAAGGAAAACAAGCAAAAGGAUUCAAGGGCUUUAUUUGUUCUUCAACAAGCAAUUGAUGACACAAUUUUUCCAAGGAUAAUUGGUGCCACCAGUGCAAAGCAAGCUUGGAACACAAUACAAGAGGAGUUUGAAGGAAGUGACGGGGUAUGCAAUGUUAAACUUCAUUCUCUAAGACGAGAGUUUGAAUUAUUAAGAAUGAAAGAAUCUGAGACCAUCAAAGACUACUAUUAUAGAAUAAAAGAAAUAGUUAGUCAGAUGAGAGCCUAUGGGGAAAAUAUUCUUGACAAAAAGAAUUUUGAGAAAAUUUUAAUUUCUAUUCCCCAAAAAUAUGAUGCAAUCGCAACUGCGAUUGAACAAACAAAAUAUUUGGCUACAUUGUCAGUAACACAACUAAUGGGCUCUCUUGAAGCCUAUGAACAAAGAUUGAAAAGGCAUGAAGAAGACUCAGUUGAAAAUGUCUUUCAAUCAAAACUAAAAUUGCUGUCUCAGAAAGAAUGUGAAGGAAAUAAAAGUAGAGGAGAAAUUUCUAGAAAUAAAGAAAAUUCUAGAAGCUUCUCUAUAAUUCAUCAAGCAAAAUAUCCUCCAUGUGGCAUCUGUAAAAAGGCAAGUCACUUGGAAAAAGAUUGUUGGCAUCAUGGAAAACCUUAA